GCAACGACCAUCAAAGAAGCUCUAGCCAGAUGGGAAGAGAAAAGUGGCCAGAAGGCUUCAGAGGCAAAGGAAGUGAAACUGUAUGGGCAGGUUCCUCCUGUGGAAAAGAUGGAUGGCGCUCUCUCCGCUCUUGUUAACUGCGAGAAACUGUCACUGUCUACAAACUGCAUUGACAGAAUCGCCAACUUGAACAACCUAAAAAAUUUGAGGAUUCUGUCUUUGGGAAGAAAUAACAUAAAGAACUUGAAUGGAUUGGAGGCAGUUGCUGAAACUUUAGAGGAGCUGUGGAUCUCAUACAACUUAAUUGAGAAACUAAGGGGUAUCCGUGUAAUGAAGAAGUUGAAAGUUCUUUAUAUGUCAAAUAAUUUGGUGAAAGACUGGGCAGAGUUUGUGAGACUGGCAGAGCUGCCAGUACUAGAGGAGCUGGUGUUUGUAGGCAAUCCACUACAAGAGAAAUUUGCUGCUGAUCAGAACAGUUGGAUUGAAGAAGCAACCAAACGGGUACCCAAGCUGAAAAAACUGGAUGGUACCUUAGUUGUUAAAGAAGAAGAGGAAGAAGGAGCAGAAGGAGCAGAAGGAGGAAACUGA
Molecule: messenger RNA, 588 nt
Organism: Cinclus cinclus
Lineage: Eukaryota; Metazoa; Chordata; Aves; Passeriformes; Cinclidae
Gene: DNAL1
Product: dynein axonemal light chain 1
Exons: 7
Coding region: 109-588 (159 amino acids)
Cellular component (GO): cytoplasm
Molecular function (GO): protein kinase binding
Source: RefSeq, a predicted model, not a curated record